Messenger RNA from Carassius carassius (crucian carp), 5953 nucleotides. RefSeq names its product transcription factor SOX-6-like. The transcript is spliced from 18 exons. Gene Ontology annotation, molecular function: RNA polymerase II cis-regulatory region sequence-specific DNA binding; DNA-binding transcription factor activity, RNA polymerase II-specific. Gene Ontology annotation, biological process: regulation of transcription by RNA polymerase II; positive regulation of chondrocyte differentiation; central nervous system development. Gene Ontology annotation, cellular component: nucleus. The coding region runs from base 588 to 2948 and encodes 786 amino acids. The record is from RefSeq and is a predicted model, not a curated record. NCBI's taxonomy places the organism in Eukaryota, Metazoa, Chordata, Actinopteri, Cypriniformes, Cyprinidae.
GGGAGCCCUGCCUCUUUCCUCAGAUCAAUGCCCUGGCCACUCACUUUCUGAUGUUGCACGACGGGAAAUGCUUUGAAUACUUGCGACAUGGCCGCUUGCAUUGAUUGCCAAGAUUGACAGCAGUAACCAUCGUCUUCUGUCGCUUCUGUUUUAGAGUAGAGAGGGUAAACGAGAUAAAUAUAGGCUACCUAUAACUGCACUCAGCAGUUUUGACAGUUCAACUUCUUACAGCCAAAGCGGGAUUCCCUCUUCGGUCAGUGGAAGCGAUACACUUCAGUUGAUCUUUUCUUUCUUUUCUUCCCUUUCUCUGCUUGUACACAUAAGUGUACACUAUUUGUAACCUGUUUGAACACCAGUAACGGGAUACGACGAAGACGAGCGCCUGUUUGACCCUGCUCACAUCAAGGACUUUCUGUCCGUGGAUUUGGGGAGGAACUUGUGGUUUUGUGCAAGCAAAGAGCAUUUCCUAGCUGGAUCCGGCAGAUCGCAGACGAACGCUUAUGGUGCCAGUCAUUUUCAUGAAUUCGAAAUCAACUCACCAGUGAUCUUUGGGAGCUGGAGAUAAAGUCUUUCUGUUUAUAACCCAAAUGCUGAAUAUGGAGGGCUUUCUGCGUAGCAGCUUUUUACUGAGCAGAAUCAUGUCUUCCAAGCAAGCCACCUCUCCAUUCGCCUCGACCCCUGACGGAGGUGAGGAUGGAGUGAAUCAGGAGUGCAUGUCCUGGGAAAAAGAUGAGAACUCUGAGUCACUAGUCACUCCUCAGCUUCCCCUGCACAAUCUGCUCAUCAACAAACCUCCCCUGGAGGAGCUCCAGCCAAUCAGCAGCAGCGUGCCGCCCGAAUCUGACUGGGACAGUCUGCUGUCGGCCCAGCAGCGCAUGGAAUCGGACAGCAAUAAAGUAUGUUCCUUAUACUCCUUCCGGAAUAAUUCUACCUCUCCACACAAGCCAGAGGAGGGGGCCAGGGAGCGCGGUGACCUGCUGAGCAGUUCAGCCUUCGGAACACCAGAGCGCCGCAAAGGAAGCCUAGCUGAUGUGGUGGACACACUGAAACAGAAGAAACUAGAGGAGAUGACAAAGACAGAGCAAGACGAAUCAUCUUGCAUGGACAAACUCCUUUCUAAAGACUGGAAAGAGAAGAUGGAGCGACUUAACACAGACGAGCUGUUAGGAGAAAUUAAAGGUACUCCAGAAAGUCUUGCAGAGAAGGAGCAACAGCUCUCCACCAUGAUCACACAGCUCAUCAGCCUUCGAGAGCAACUCCUGGCUACCCAUGAUGAGCAGAAGAAACUGGCCGCUUCACAGAUGGAGAAACAGCGUCAGCAAAUGGAGCUGGCACGCCAACAGCAAGAGCAGAUUGCCAGACAACAGCAGCAACUUCUGCAGCAACAGCACAAAAUCAAUCUCCUCCAGCAGCAGAUCCAGCAGGUCCAGGGUCACAUGCCUCCGCUCAUGAUCCCCAUUUUUCCACACGACCAGCGCACUCUGGCAGCAGCCGCGGCAGCCCAGCAGGGCUUCCUCUUCCCCCCAGGCAUGUCCUAUAAGCCAGGUGAUAACUACCCAGUGCAGUUCAUUCCAUCCACAAUGGCAGCUGCUGCCGCGUCAGGACUCAACCCUCUCCAACUCCAGCAACUCUACGCCGCCCAGCUGGCCAGCAUGCAGGUCUCUCCAGGAGCCAAGAUGCCUCCGCUGCCCCAGCCCCCCAAUUCUGCUGGGCAGAUCUCCCCGUCUGGCUUGAAGAAUGAAAAGAGGGCCUCAACCCCACUGGCUCAAGUCAAGGAGGAGGGAACGCAGCCUCUCAACCUCUCCGCCCGGCCCAAGACAGCUGAGCCCAUCAGAUCCCCUUCAUCCCCAACACAGAUCCUCUUCCCAGGCAACAAGAGCAGCCCGAACAGCUUCUCCAAGAGCGCAGGCAUCCCCAGCCCCAUUGGAGGAAUGGGCCGUGGCUCGUCUCUGGACAUCCUUUCCAGCCUGAACUCAACAGCGCUGUUUGGAGAUCAGGAUGCAGUGAUGAAGGCCAUCCAGGAAGCGAGAAAGAUGAGGGAGCAGAUUCAGAGAGAGCAGCUUCAGCAUCAUCAGCAGGGAAUGGAAGCCAAGCUGUCUGCCCUCACCAGCAUGGGCCUGAACCACUGCAGAUCUGAUAAGGAGAGGUCUCAUUACGAUAACCUGGGCCAUCACCUGGGCAAAAUAGGCGAGGAUGGAAAGAUUGGUCACAGAGUCAUCGACCUCACCAGGCCAGAGGAUUUCGAGGGAGGCGUCAGCACUACCGAUGCACGGGUCUACAGGGAACCCCGAGGAAGGAACAGCAAUGAACCUCACAUCAAACGGCCAAUGAAUGCCUUCAUGGUCUGGGCCAAAGAUGAGCGCCGCAAAAUCCUUCAGGCUUUCCCAGACAUGCACAACUCCAACAUCAGCAAAAUCUUGGGAUCUCGCUGGAAGGGCAUGACAAACCAGGAGAAACAACCAUAUUAUGAGGAGCAGGCACGGCUCAGCAAGAUCCAUCUGGAGAAGUAUCCAAACUACAAGUACAAGCCCCGACCCAAGCGCACCUGCAUCAUCGAUGGCAAGAAGCUGCGCAUCGGCGAAUACAAGCAGAUGAUGAGGUCGAGGAGGCAGGAAAUGAGGCAGUUCUUCACUGUGGGGCAGCAGCCACAGACGCAGAUCCCCAUCUCCACCAGCGCAGGUGUCGUCUACCCCGGUGCCAUAACCAUGACGACCACAACGCCCUCCCCUCACAUGACAUCAGACUGCUCCAGUGCCUCGGCCAGCCCCGAGCCCACCAUCCCCGUCAUCCAGAGCACCUUCAACAUGAAGAUGGAACCAGGCACCAUGGUGUCUAACCACCCCGUGAACGGAGAGGACGAGAUGGACAUGUACGAGGACUUUGAGGACGAGCCCAAAUCAGACUACAGCAGUGAGAAUGACACACAGGAGCCGGUCAGUGCCAUCUAAGGAGAAAUCAGCUAGCGAAGAAUAUCCUUUUAUAAGUGAGAAGACUGAAGAAGAUGAAAAAGAGGACAACAACAACAACAAAAAAGAAAUCCAAAAACUUGUUUCUGAUGAUAUACAUUUUGGGAGCUAGCAUGCAGAUGUGGCUCCUGCAGAUUUAACAGCUGUUGGUCUUAAGUGUUUCUCCGAGUGUGAAACAUUUUGAUUGUGUUUUAUUUUGGCUUUGUUUGUAUUUGUAUUUUUGGCUUUUUUAUUGUUAUUUUAUUGAAAACAUUUUUUUAUUGUCUUUUAAUCAUGGACAAUUUAGGGUAUUUCCUACAACAUUUUGGAAUAAUAGGACUUGACUUUGAUUGAAACAUUUCAUAUGAAUGCAUAACGUACAGUCUUACUUCAAUUCAAACGGAUUUACACAUGUAUUUUUUUUUCUUUUGAAGCGUACAUUACUGUUUUUGAUGGGGUUCUAUAUCUCACUCAGGUAUGCUGUACCAGCCAACAGCUUGUGAAUGUUUUUAAUCAGAACUAUUUAAAAUGAAAAAGACGACACUUCAUUUGACAUUUCAUAAAACGAUAAAACUGAAGAAAUCCUUACAUUUGCUGAACCAUAGAGGGAAAGCCUAAAACUCCCCAUUAUUAUUGUUCGUGUUCUUGUUGUAAUUAUUAUUAUUAUUACUAUUAUUAUUAAUACUACUAAAAGUUCAGAUGUGCCAAACAUAUCAUAAGCUUCCUGCUCUUAAAUCUUAAAUUUGAAAGUCUUAAGGGAGAGACUGCAGAGUCUUAGACAAUCCUUGCAAUCUUAUUUACAAUGCCCACUUUUUUCCUCCUCACCCGCUUUUUCCCCCCCUGCUCUCCAUUGACUACCAUGUCCAAAUGCUCAGGAACUAAGAAUGCCAUAGUUCUCCAGGAGGUUCAAUGCAGUGAUCACCCGACCACCGCCCUCGUCUUCUCUCAGUCGUCUAGUUCGGUCUUACCCGCUCAGUUCUUAAUUGCAGUGAUUGUAAUCAGGCCAGAAUACCAAGGGGCCAAAUGGCAUCCAAUCUGCAGAAUUGGACAGGCAGCGAAAGGCAGCUUUGGUGUAUUACAAUCACAAGUUGCUGUUGUACAUGUACGCACACACACACUAGUCUUUAGCCCCGUUUUUCAAUGCAGCAAGUUUGUGCUUAAGUCUUGAAGACAUUGUAAUCUUAACUGACAGAAAUAGUCUUAAAGCAGAGUGUGUGCCCUUUGACCUUCUGCAGUGUGUUAAUCAUUAUGUCUUAAGAGAAAGUCCAGCUUAUCAGGAUGUUUUGGCCAGUCAUGCAAAGGGUUAAGGAGAAAAUAUACUAAACGAACAAUGGCACUUAUUUUCCAAAUUUUCAAAGGGUACUUGGAUUUGAGAUACUUUGUAUUUAUUUCAAAAUAUGUGAAGAAACAUACAUUUGAAAAUUCACAAAGUCAAAUCUGCCCUUUUUGUUUGGCAAUUUAAAUCAUUUCACUUGUAUCCAAUCUUUUUUGAGCACUUGAAAAAAAAAAUAAUUGGCAAUCCUGCGUUCUAAAUGAUCUGCUCGUUCCGGCAGCAAAAUGGAUCUCCGGAUGUUUCCAUGUGGAAGGACAGCCAAGAAGCAGCCAGUGGUCAGGGCCUCUUGUUAUAGGCUUUGGCCCUAGUGAAAGCUCCUACAGGGUGCGAGUGCCAUUCACCUCCACUCACCUUACAUCUGCCCAGUGCACACCCUGCCUCAAGGGGCUACCAUCUGGCUCCCGGCAUCAGCCCGUGCCCAGUAGAAAGGUAGCAAACAAUGGAAAUGAAGCCCAUGUGGUUUAUUGUGGCCUCCCUCCAUCAAAACACUCUCGAAAGGCCACGGCCAGAAGCAGUCACGAGGUGCUAGCGAGCAGAUGGAACAAGUAGAUCAAGCUGUGGGGGAUUAUUAAAAUGACUGACGAGUCGGUAUCAUCUGAAAUACACUAUUAUUAAUGCAUGAGUCCUGCUAUUUUGCCUUUGCCCUUGAACCCGUCUGUUUCAUCAGUAACCCAGAGAUUAGAAUAGACAGGAAAUGCCACAGCGAGGCUGCUGGUCACUGCAUUACCUCCAAAGGUCUAAAAGGUACCGAUGGCUGUUUAGAGCUUACUUCUCCCAGCAGUUGAAGCAUUGACUUUUCUCCCCAGCGCCCCUCUUUGAAAAGCAUUUACUUAAUUCGUCGAAGUUUAAAGCACUUCUUUAGAAGCUUGUAUCCGUACCUUUUAUUUUAUUGGUUUUGUUGAAGUUUGUCGUGAUUUUUACAUGAGGUACAAUACUUGGCUGGGUGUCCCUUGACAUCAGCAUUCAGUUUUUUUUUCUUCCCUGCUUACAAGCCAACGUUUAUUGUUUAAAGCUGUUAUAUCUGUUUGCUGGUGGACUGGUUGAUUUGUACGGGAUUUGUACAUAUUUCCUUGACCAUGCCAAGCCAGUUCUGUAUGCUGGUAGCAGAUAAAAGGACUGUUGUUGGGACUGAAACUUGAUUGCGCUUGUAUAGAUAAAAAAGAAAAAAAGAGACAAUUUCAAUCUCACAUGGAGACAAUGAUUCAAAAGUGUUACAAGCACUGGAUAUAAAUGGUAUUUUUAUCAAUUCUGACUAAUGUGAAGCCGUUGUGCGAGGAAGAAAAAAAAACACAGACACGAACAACCUGUUUGGACUCAUGUGAGCGCGCCUCACAGUUGCCAGAUUUGAAUAAUUUUUCUUUUGACACACUUUGUUUAUUUAUGCAAAGACACGGGAUGAAUGAACACUUUGUUUAAGCUCCAGUGCUGCCUUGGUGAGAGAGAGCAGUAAACUCGACGGAGAGGCUCGCGUAGUGACUGGCCAACUGAGACACACCGGACUUCAGUAGCACAUUUUGAUGGUCAUGUAUGUUUGUGUUGUAUAUUGUAAUUGAAGCUCUCUAGUGCAUAUAGACAUUUUAUUGUAUUUAUUAGCCAUUAUUGGCUCUAAAAGUGUCAGUAGAACAGAAUUAAAGGACAAUCAGAGAACAAGAAUAAAAAGUGAAAUUUCAAAAUG